AUGGGUAUUCUGGCUGGAGCAGUAGCUACCAAGCUCCUGGUCCUACUGGCCAUAGCCGCAGUAUCGGGUAUCGCAGGAGGGGUGGCUUACUCGGCGUCCAUGGAUGAGCAGGCUGAUGGCUGGGAUAUUACUGUCUAUGCGGCCGGUGGGGUGGUGGGGGUGGUGACGGCCAUGGCUGCGAGGCCACUCGUGCGGCCCUAA
This is a messenger RNA of Penicillium chermesinum, 201 nucleotides long. RefSeq lists its product as uncharacterized. The record is from RefSeq and is a predicted model, not a curated record. NCBI's taxonomy places the organism in Eukaryota, Fungi, Ascomycota, Eurotiomycetes, Eurotiales, Aspergillaceae. The transcript has a single exon. The coding region runs from base 1 to 201 and encodes 66 amino acids.